Messenger RNA from Striga asiatica, 591 nucleotides. The record is from the annotation of a GenBank genome assembly. Lineage: Eukaryota; Viridiplantae; Streptophyta; Magnoliopsida; Lamiales; Orobanchaceae.
AUGGAAAAACUCAUAACAGAAAGAAUAGAGAUCAAGGUUUCAGAGCUUGAUAAGGUGCAGGAUCUCCAUCAGCAAACUCAAUCUAUGUUGGAGCUGCAGACUUUGAAGUGUCAAAAAAUAGAGAAAAAACUGAAGAUUGCAAAGGACCAAGUGACCAAGCUCCAAAGAAUGUUCAAGCUGACAGCAAUUUGGAUUAUAACACUCAUAACAAUAAUACUGAUAUUAUUUUACUCAAAAAGAGACAAUCAUUCUAAAGGAUACACUGAGUUGGGACGACUGAACUUUGUAGGAUGCAAUGGCUUCAUCAUUAAGGUCAUCCUCAGAAGAGCUUUCACCUUGUGGCAUUGCUCAAGUUCAACAACCUCAUCAUGUACUUCUGAUGCUGCCCCUCUACCCUCAAUGUUUUGUUCAAAAAACUCAUCAUGUACCUCUGAUGCUGCCCUUCUACCUCUACCCUCAAUGUUUUCUUCACCAAGAUCAUCAUGUACCUCUGCUGCUGCCCCUCUGCCCUCAAUGUUUUCUUCACAAAGCUCAUCAAGUACCUCUGAGGCCCCUCUACCCUCACAAUUCUUUUCACCAACAACAUUAUGA